This is a messenger RNA of Haliotis rufescens (red abalone), 1125 nucleotides long. RefSeq names its product HCS2 neuropeptides-like. NCBI's taxonomy places the organism in Eukaryota, Metazoa, Mollusca, Gastropoda, Lepetellida, Haliotidae. Bases 281 to 778 code for a protein of 165 amino acids. The record is from RefSeq and is a predicted model, not a curated record. The transcript is spliced from 3 exons.
UGUAAAAUAACAUAGGAAAUGGGAUGAGUUUGAGAAGGGAAGGGGAAGGCGGAUGCGUGUGACCAAACUUGCUCCUACGCUCUGGAAGUUCAAACGACGUCAUCGCCGGCUGAGGAGGGAUGGUAGUGUUUGGUGGCGGUCGCGAGGAAGAGGUAUUGAGGACACAGACAUCACAGGUGGAUUAACAUCAGUGGUUUGGAAAGACGUACUUGUAGGUAGCAAGUGCUAAUUGUGCCGUAUUAUCUAUUGGCGGAACGUUUUUAAAGAUCCCCGGCGCAGGAUGAAGGAGAGUUUAGUGUUCCUGGUGUUCGCAGUGGCGGGGUCCUGUGCAGGCAUCUUCUGGACCAACAGCAAGGACAACGACUACCCCCGCAUCGGCCGCCGCAGCUUCUACACCGCCAGUAGUGAAAACACAUACCCCCGGAUAGGUAGGAGUGGAGGGGUGGAGGACACGUUUAGGGAUGGGAUCGAGAGACGGGCGUCUUUCUUCACCCAGAGUGAUGAAAAUACCUUCCCCAGGAUAGGCCGAAGAAACAAUGACGGAAGCGACGUCAGUAAAGUAGAAGCCAAACUCCAGAUUCCUAAGGGAUCUCCUUACCCAAAUAGUAAUGAAGACAAUAAGUCACUGACAAAACCCCAGACAGGGCUUGGAACAUCGUUCAGUCUACCAGCGCCCAUUCUUUUCUUUGCCUGGGACGCUAAUGGUGAUGACAGUUUAUCACGUGAAGAAUUCGUCAACGGAAUUGCUAACUCGAGGAAACGACGCCAUCUUGUUUAGGUAUUUCCUUAUUUGGGCAACUACAGCAUGGACUGUGCGAUGACCUCACGUGGUGACCUUACAUUGAGCCGUGAACCAGAUCCCACUGCUGACAGUCGUUAGGAAACGGAAAAGUCGUGACACAACAGUUGCUAUAGCAACAAACAAACUCUCAGAUUCAGUGAUUCAGAUUUAAUCGUUAAUAUACUGAAAACGUAAAAAUGUAUUUUUUGUGUGUUAUACAUAUCGCAUCAAGCAUAUUUCGGUUUCUACAAAUCAUCAAAAAGAGACAGCAAGAAAUUCUCACAAAGGUUGAUGUUUAUAUUUUCUUGAGAAAAAAUAUUAAACAUUUUUUUUCCAAACGUUCA